This is a messenger RNA of Sorghum bicolor (sorghum), 1923 nucleotides long. RefSeq names its product hydroxycinnamoyltransferase 1. The coding region runs from base 222 to 1547 and encodes 441 amino acids. The record is from RefSeq and is a predicted model, not a curated record. NCBI's taxonomy places the organism in Eukaryota, Viridiplantae, Streptophyta, Magnoliopsida, Poales, Poaceae. Gene Ontology annotation, molecular function: acyltransferase activity, transferring groups other than amino-acyl groups. The transcript has 3 exons.
AAGAAAAUGGGUGGAGCGGAAGCCAGUCCGAGCAAGUCAGAGGAUCCGCCCGCCUCCCCCGAGAUCUGCGCCUAUAAAAUCCGCCCCACCCCCCACUCUCCCACCAGCUGCUCUCCACCAAGAGCUGCUGCCACCACCACCAAACCCAUCGCUGGAUUUGUCCAGAGUCUUUCCUGUUUCACCGCCCCAGAUCUGAUCCGCGGCGCCGCGUCUUCGCUCAGAUGGUGAUCACUGUGAGGCGGUCGACGAUGGUGCGCCCGGCGCGGGAGACGCCGCGCCAGCGGCUGUGGAACUCCAACCUCGACCUCGUGGUGCCGCGCUUCCACACGCCCAGCGUCUACUUCUACCGCCGCGGCGACGGCGCCGCGGCGCCGGCGGAGGGGUUCUUCGACGGCGAGCGGAUGCGGCGCGCGCUGGCAGAGGCGCUCGUGCCGUUCUACCCGAUGGCGGGCCGCCUCGCGCGGGACGAGGACGGGAGGGUCGAGAUCGACUGCAAUGGCGAGGGAGUGCUCUUCGUCGAGGCCGACGCGCCCGACGUCUCCGUCGACGACUACGGUGACUUCGCCCCCACCAUGGACCUGAAACGCCUCAUCCCGACCGUGGAUUACACCGACGACAUCUCGGCCUUCCCUCUACUGGUGCUCCAGGUGACUCAUUUUAAAUGUGGAGGCAUCUCCCUUGGUGUUGGCAUGCAACACCAUGUAGCGGAUGGCAUGUCUGGCUUGCACUUCAUUAACUCGUGGUCUGACCUCUGUCGUGGAGCUCAAAUUUCUGUCAUGCCCUUCAUUGACCGCACUCUUAUUCGCGCUCGUGAUCCACCAACUCCAUCUUUUCAUCAUAUCGAGUACCAGCCUGCCCCAGCUAUAUUGUCCUCCACACCCCAGUUCCUUGCUUCCAAGUCAAAGCCACCUGCCACUGCUGUGGACAUUUUCAAGCUCACUCGCUCAGACCUUGGCCGGCUGCGCUCACAGCUUGCUGCAGGGGAAGGUGCACCCCGGUUCAGCACAUACGCAGUGCUAGCAGCACAUGUCUGGAAAUGUGUCUCCCUUGCACGCAGCCUACCUCCUGAACAACCCACCAAGUUGUAUUGCGCCACUGAUGGGCGCCAACGGCUACAGCCUCCACUACCAGAUGGUUACUUUGGUAAUGUCAUCUUCACUGCGACACCACUUGCUGAGGCGGGCAAGGUGACCAGUGGGCUGGCAGAAGGAGCAGCAGUCAUCCAGGGAGCACUGGAUAGGAUGGACAACGACUACUGCCGCUCAGCGCUGGACUACCUGGAGCUGCAACCGGAUUUGUCAGCACUGGUGCGUGGAGCACAUACCUUCCGGUGCCCGAACCUAGGGCUCACCAGCUGGGUACGCCUUCCUAUCCAUGAUGCCGACUUCGGAUGGGGCCGUCCUGUGUUCAUGGGGCCAGGCGGUAUUGCAUAUGAAGGUCUGGCGUUUGUCCUCCCAAGUGCAAAUGGAGAUGGCAGCCUGUCCAUUGCUAUCUCUUUGCAGGCUGAGCACAUGGAGAAGUUCCGGAAGCUAAUCUGCGAAGUUUAAACAGAAUGUCAGCGCCGACUAUUGAAGGAUGGUGUUAUAGGGCAAGAGGCUUUAUGUUGUACCCAAAUUCUCCCAGAUAAAAUACUGAAGUUUCAAGUGAACCCAGUGGCUGCACUUUCACUUUUGAAGACUUGCAGAGUAAAUUCAUGGCCACUUACUUUUGUGCCCCUUUGGGGGAUGUUUUUGGCAAAUCUAUAAUUGUAUGGGUUACCAAUAGACGUUGUUUUAGGGGAAAGAUCAAUUAUAGAGAAAGGGUAGACAUUUUCUGUGAAGAAACAUAGUAAAACUCAUUGUAAGGAACAAGCUCCAAUAGCAAACUCGAUGUGGGGUUACUUGAUCAUGGAAUAAUUUAUCAGUACAAUUUGGCAAUCCACAA